AUGAGUCGCGAACCUCUUCCCUCAUCCUUCGAUAACAAUCCGUACGUUUUUCCUUGCUACCAUGAGCCCGACCGGCGUACCCGGUGGGUCCAGAAAUUUACCAGACGUCUGAAGGAAGAGCCUUUGAUCCCACUAGGUUGCGCUGCAACAUGCUACGCCCUUUACCGAGCAUACCGAUCGAUGAGAGCCGGCGACUCCGCGGAGAUGAACCGCAUGUUCCGAGCCCGUAUCUACGCCCAAGCAUUCACCCUCGUCGCCCUUGUUGCGGGUGGCAUGUACUUCAAAACCGAGCGACAGCAACGCCGGGAGUUUGAGCAGGCGGUGGAGCUGCGCAAGAAGCAGGAGAAGCGUGAUGCUUGGCUGAAGGAACUUGAGGUCCGUGACAAGGAGGAUCGCGAGUGGCGUGAGCGCCAUGCGGCCAUCGAGGCUGCUGCGAAAGAGGCUGGCAAGAAGCCUGACCAGACCCCGCCUCAGCAGCCCCCACAGCAGCCCGAUGCUGCUCGGUCGGCGAUUGAGUUGGCGGAUGAGAAGAGGAUGGGUGUUUUGGAUGCAGUUAAGAUGCUUAUUUCCAAGCAGAAUUGA
Molecule: messenger RNA, 582 nt
Organism: Penicillium chermesinum
Lineage: Eukaryota; Fungi; Ascomycota; Eurotiomycetes; Eurotiales; Aspergillaceae
Gene: rcf1
Product: respiratory supercomplex assembly factor RCF1
Exons: 3
Coding region: 1-582 (193 amino acids)
Biological process (GO): mitochondrial respirasome assembly
Cellular component (GO): mitochondrion
Source: RefSeq, a predicted model, not a curated record